This is a messenger RNA of Didymella exigua CBS 183.55, 1608 nucleotides long. RefSeq lists its product as uncharacterized. Bases 1 to 1608 code for a protein of 535 amino acids. NCBI's taxonomy places the organism in Eukaryota, Fungi, Ascomycota, Dothideomycetes, Pleosporales, Didymellaceae. The transcript has 2 exons. The record is from RefSeq and is a predicted model, not a curated record.
AUGGCAAUCGUGCCGCAACACUACAUUCUACCGCGCAUGAGGAACGAUCUAGCCACCCUGAGCGGUGGCCAAGGUCAUCCUUACAUCUGGAACGAUCCAAGCACUUACGGUGGUUCCGCCGUUAGGUACGAAGACCUUGGUGAAUUCGUCGCUGCGCUCCCCAGCAAAACCACCACCGGCGCGCUGCGCGAGCACAUCAUGCGCCUCAAUUCCACAGCCUCGUGCACCAGCGUCGAUAUGUCCGCGUUCCCCGCUACAUGCGCGGGCGGGAACCCGUUCCAAGCUUCCCUUCAGUACAAAGCGCUCUACGACUGGGGCAACUCGGACGCGAACAUCUCUGCCGUCGACAUCUGCGCUCCGGGAGAUCUAGGAAGACACCCUUGGACGUUGAGUCGCAACAGGCAGGAGCUGUCUGAAGAGGUAUUUCUGAAAAUCACGGGGGACAAUUACCGGAAUGGAGUGAUUCAUUGCACAGGACAGACUACAAGAGGAUACUUCGAACUCGGCAACGUCCACAACGGAGGUGCAUUUGGCCCUCUGCUGGAGAAAUGGCCGAGCGGCGGUUCUUCGCUGGCUGAAUAUCAGUUCCACGAUUACAUGAGAAGCGAAUGGAUCGGUGAGUCCCAAUACGAUCAGGGUGGCUACCUGCCACCCCGACCUAAUAAUACCCUCGCCUACCCGCCGCGCACGUACACCAACACCUCCGGCCCGCUGAUGACAUCCAUCGUGGCCCUCUUCGGCGCAACCUCGUGGGCCCACAGCCUCGCGAACCUAACCUCGUCGCGCGACGAGGACGCGAAAACGCUGCAGACGACGUACGCGGACCGCCCCGGGUUGCUCACCUCGCUGUGCGCCGGGCUGCCGUUCGCCAAGCCGGGCGAUACAUACGGCGAAGUUAUCUGCGCGAGCAGUCUGCUGCACCUGAUGAGCACGUACAGCGACCAUAUGGUUGGGUGGGGCUUGAACGAGACGGCCGCGACGCGGCUCAGCACGGCCAUGUCCCUCGCGAACCAGGCGGCGCUGACGGCGCACACGACGGGCUUGCUGCCGUGGUCGCGCAGCACAGGCCGCGAGAUCUACGCCGCCCCGGGCAUCGUGGUUUCAAAGCCGACCGUCAGCCUGCCGGGCCUGGUCAUCCUCUCCGCCGUCGUCGCCGCGCACGUCUUCGGCUUGUUGUGCCUGGCGCUCUGGAUCCUGCGGUACCCGACGUGGACGCGGACCCUGGACGCGCGGGCCGUGGCGCGCAUCGUGGCGCAUAUGGAUGGCAGUGUGUUCCCGGCGCUGCGGACCACGGGACAGGCGGACUGGGAGGCGCUGGCGCACGUCUCGGGGCUGGUGGGCGCGGAGCCGCACGACGACAUGGUCGAGCAGCGGGGCUCGAGCGGUACUGUGCACGCGCGCGCCGCAGAGGUAGAGAUGGAGAUGGAUAUGGAGAUAGAGAUGCGCGCCCUGAGCGUGGCGUCGACGGUAGGCAAGCAGGCUACGAGCGAGGUCGCUCCCGCGUCGACGAACGCGUCGAGAGUGACACUGGGCCUGGGCGCGCCGGGCGUGAUCGCGGGGCGGUGGGGAAAGCAGGUAGUCGCAUCCGCUGAGCACGCAGACGCUUAG